Messenger RNA from Sphenostylis stenocarpa, 171 nucleotides. NCBI's taxonomy places the organism in Eukaryota, Viridiplantae, Streptophyta, Magnoliopsida, Fabales, Fabaceae. The record is from the annotation of a GenBank genome assembly.
AUGGAACUUAUUGCUGUUCAAGAGAGACGUCGUUUUGAAGCAGUGAUCGUGUAUGUAUCGCUUUGUCGUUUGAAGCGAUCAUCACGCGCAAACAUGGUGAUUGUAACCAACAUCACCUCCACCAUCAUCAUCGCCUUCUCUUUGGACCGUCAACUGAAUGCUAAACCUUAA